UCUUUCCUUUUCUUUUUGCCUUUGUCUUUUCCUCCCUCUUUCUCUUUCGAUACCAGGCAAUCACCAAGCCUCCAAUCCCGCACCCGACCUGAAAGCAAAAGCCAGACCUCAACAUCUGCUCUUUGCGCCGAUUAUACAGAUCAGAGAAGAGGCUGUGGAGCCUGCAGGCUGACAGCAGGACGUGGUGAGGUUCUUUAUCUCCAAGAACAAUCAAUACCCAAACUGAAGGAAAAUACAUUGCACAAAAUAUUAAGAAAACUCCUUUUUUAGAAAAAGAAUUUCUUUGGAGAAGCUGAUUUCCUUUGGCUGUCAGGAGAAGGUGGAGAAAAUGAAGCCAAGUCUGCGAUUUUUCUUAGCUGGUUUUCUGUUGUUGAUUCUGCAGACAGGGCUUUGCUAUGGGAUAAAAUGGAUAGCUCUGUCCAAGACUUCUUUGGCUUUGGCCCUGAAUCAAACCCAGCACUGCAAGCAGCUUGAAGGCCUGGUGGUUUCUCAGGUGCAGCUGUGCCGCAGCAACCUGGAGCUGAUGCAGACCAUUAUUCAGGCAGCGCGGGAAGUGAUAAAGACGUGCCGUAAAACCUUUUCAGACAUGCGGUGGAACUGCUCUUCAAUAGAGUUGGCUCCUAACUACCUGCUGGACUUAGAGAGAGGCACAAGGGAGUCAGCAUUUGUAUAUGCCCUCUCUGCUGCUGCCAUCAGCCACACCAUUGCCAGAGCCUGCACCACCGGGGACCUCCCUGGCUGUUCCUGUGGUCCCAUCCCAGGUGAGACACCUGGACCUGGGUAUCGAUGGGGAGGAUGUGCAGACAACCUCAACUAUGGUCUUAUCAUGGGGUCCAAAUUUUCAGAUGCUCCCAUGAAGAUGAAAAAAUCAGGAUCACAAGCCAAUAAACUGAUGCAUCUGCACAACAGUGAAGUAGGGAGACAGGUCUUGAAAGCCUCUCUUGAAAUGAAAUGUAAGUGCCAUGGAGUUUCUGGGUCAUGCUCUAUCAAGACCUGUUGGAAAGGCCUUCAAGAAUUGCGAGACAUUGCACUGGACCUCAAAACCAAAUAUUUAUCUGCCACCAAGGUUGUUCACCGGCCCAUGGGCACACGCAAAUACCUUGUGCCGAAGGACAUUGAUAUCAGGCCAGUUAAAGAGACAGAGCUGAUUUACCUGCAGAGCUCACCUGAUUUCUGCAUGAAGAAUGAAAAAGUGGGGUCACAUGGGACCCAGGACAGGAGUGGAUGGAGGGAAAGAGAGAAUCCCAGGUCCCAGUACAGCAGACAAUGCAACAAGACUUCCAAUGGGAGUGACAGCUGCGACUUGAUGUGCUGUGGCAGAGGCUACAACCCCUACAUGGACAAAGUGGUGGAGCGUUGCCACUGCAAAUACCACUGGUGCUGCUACGUGACCUGUAAAAAGUGCGAGAGGACUGUCGAGAGAUAUGUGUGCAAAUGAAAACUCUCCUCUGCACACCUGGGAGCUAAGACAGCAGCGGCAGCCCAGCACUAUUUGGAGAAAACAUUUCCUUGACUAGACAUCAUUUAUCUUGUAAAGACACAGACUUGAGGAGAGAUAGCAGGAGGAAAAGCAACAAUCAUACCAGUAAAAAUAAGAAUGUAAAAAAAACCUCUCAAAAAGCAACAAACCCACAAAUGUUUCUCUCCACCAAUAAAAUGCUUCCUGAGAAGACAAAACCUCAUUUGGGAUGGUAUCUUCUUCCAAAAUAUUUCCUAUGGUUGCCAAUGAUGUCCAGCCAUCAAGUGCCUUAGUAUUCUGAGAAAUAAAUGUAGAAACUUUUCCUGGGGGGAAAAAAAAGGCACCAUUUGUUUGACAGUAACUAAGGCUCACACUUGCCUAUGCCUUCUAGCACAGCUACUGUCUCCAUUAGGACCAUCCCACAAGGAAAAAUGCUACAGCUUUUCAGCAAUAACUGCCUUUGUUGCCAAAGACUUAUUUUCCACAAGGAAUCAUCCACUCUGAGUGAUAAAAAAAAUGAAAAUAUUUCAGGUCAAUCCCCUGAAAUGAACAACUAAUUUUAAUCUUUCUUUUACACAGGUCUGCAACUUUGAGCUGAAGGAAAAUAUAUCCUUGAUUUGUUCAGGCUGGACAAAAUUCAGCCAAAAAAAAAUCCCCUGGAAUCCUGGAGGCAGUGAGAGUAGGGUAGGCUGAGAAGGACUUUAUGGGGUCCACAAGACCGCAGUGGAGCCUUUAGGAUAAAAUAACAAAAUGAAAUCCAAGUCCAGUGGGAAAGUAAAGAAAAAAAGCAAGCUCCUGCUCUCUAUCUCUUUGCCCUUUGGGUGUGAUACCCUUAGUCACUGACAUUCUUCCACACUGACCCAUCAAGUUCUUGGGGAAAUAUGCAAUUAGCUUCUUCCCCCACAAAACUAUUGGUCCAACCUCAGGAAACUGCAGAGUUGUGCAGUCCAGGCUGUAGGGAGUACAGCCAUGGAAGUCAGCAGCUGUUCACAGCAGGAAGGAAUGGGAAUGUGUCAGUCCUCCAUGUGGCUCUGCCCUGACACAGCAGAGAACCACUAUCUGUGGCUGUACAUAUUUUAUUUUGUAUUUUUCUUUUGUAUGAUAUUUAUAUCUUGUGCUUUCAUCUACUUUACUUCCUACAUAAAUAUAACCUUAUACUAUAAACAAGCAUUAACAAUAGUAUGAAAUAAAUGCUGAAAUUACUGGUGCAACAGCAAAAUGUUAGAUUAUUGUUUCACUCUUCUACUUGGAAUGCAAUUCUGAUUUUCCUCCCAAGGAUAGGAAAAGAACAUGGUUUGAGGCACCCACUGGCACAGGCAAAGAUAAGUUUCUUUAUUCCCUGCCUCCUCAGUCUUUAGACAUUGAGCAGAAUUAGCCAAGAUACAGUCAAGACAAUGAAAGAGAACUCUUGGAGGAGAAAGAAAGAGACACCAUUGCUGUUUCAUUUUUUUUUAUCAGUCACUCUCAUUGGUAAAAUUUCCUAGUGCCCCUGAGGAGCUUAAUAACAAACAUGACUUAUACCUCUCAUGUCAUGGGUGGUUGGCUUCUGGCUCCUGCACAUGGAGAGGAGUUGCUGUGCAGGGGAGGUUUUAACACAGCCUAGGCUCCCUUAUUUGCUUUUUUGUUUGUUAUCAUUUGUUGUUUUGUUUGGUUUGGUUUUUGGUUUUGUUGUUUGAGGUUUUUGUUGCUGUUUGUUUUCUUUGUUUACUUGGGGUUUUGGGGGGAUUUUUUUGUUUUUGUUUUUGGUUUUUUUUUGUUUUAUUUUUAGUGGGCAUCCAGCCCUGUGUACUGACUAUGAAAAGUGAUGUUGGAGAAGGAUGCUGCUCCAGGAACAGAAGGCAGCAGAGCUUCUGAUAUCUUUCAGAUCAUUCUUGGGCAACCCAACCCCAUGCAAAAUGCUGUAAGCAGCAAAAAAAAAAUCACUCCUACACAAAUGUAGAGCGACUCUGUCACUUUCCUAGGGGGAAGUUUGUCAGUAACACCACAAUCUUUCUCCAAAUACGCUUUUUUUUUUCCUCCACUCAGUCAAUCCCUAGGGGCAACUGCCUCUGACAUGUCUGUAAGCAGCCCUGGGAAAUUGGAAAAGAAAAGCAUCAUGUGGUAUAAGAGCAAAAUUAGAGGUAUUUUGUCAUCUUCAGCUAUUUUGCUUUGCUGUAAUGGGUUUGGUCUUGUUGCCUCCUUCCGUCCCCCAGUUAUGAGCAGGCAAAAAAAGACCUUUCAUAGUUUGACAGUGGUUUGUGUUAUUGUCAUCCCAUAAAAGCUGAUGGACUAAAACAUCUCUGCAGUGCAGUGAUGAGUGGUGGGUGUCUUUAGGCUGACAAGUAGACAGGCUGGUGGCACAAAUCCCACUGCUCUCCAAUACCAGAUUUUUACUUCAUUUGAUAUGUAAAGAAACCAUCUACUCUCAUUCCUUUAAGGAAUUUUAUUUUUAUUUCCAGUUUCUGAUGAUGCCAACGAGGCACGGAUGUUCUGACUGAAGAAAAAUUUGAGCAUUUCAAUGCCAUUCUGUAAUGACUUUUUUUCUUGCUCCCUUGCUGAUGUCAUGAGUCUUUCUGCUUGGUGAAAAACUAGUAAAAAGGAAGAAAUAGUCUAUACAUACACUGUUUUCAGCUGCAUUUCACUCCUCCUGUGUCCGACCUGUGAUCCUUGACUGGCUUUCUCAUGUCAGAAGAAAUCAUCACCUGUAAUUAAAAGAAGUGAGUAAACCAAUUAGGCACUGCAAGUCUAUCAGGUGGGAAAUGAACUCUCAGCAGAACUUUAGCCAUGGUGGCAAUACACACUUUGUCAUCUCAUGCCACAGAUGCCUGUUAUUGAAGAUAUUGACCUGGAAUAGCUGAAUUGUUUGGAGUUUUGCAGUUUGGGGCAACCACGUUCAAAAUCUCAGCUGACUUCUCAAGAUAAACCAUCAUGGGCUUCAUCUGAACUUCGAUUCUUUGGCAAAAGAGUCUGUGUGGCCCCAGCCCAUGUCUUAGGCUGUUAGUCUGUGAAUUAACAGUGUUACACUGCUUUUGCCAUAACUUCUAAAUUUCAGGAUUUCUGGGCCCUAUUCUUCUUGUAUUAGGUGUGUGCCCAGGGUGAUGUACUGUGCUAAGGUGAGAAUCAUACACAGGGCAGGGUCUGAAAAACUGCAGCCUCCCUUGUUACACAGGCCUGCUCCAUCCAGCAAACCAGGGUCAUCUCAUCAGUUUGAUGGCUUUAAGCUGAAAUAAAGUAGGUUUAGAUUAGAUAUUUGGAAGAAAUUUCUCCCUGUGAGGGUGAUGAGGCCCUGGCACAGGUUGGUCAGAGAAGCUGUGGCUGUCCCAUCCCUGGAAGUGUCCAAGGUCAGGUUGGACAGGGCUUGGAGGAGCCUGGUCUAGAGGAAAGUGUCCCUGCCCGUGGCAGGGGGUUGGAGCUGGAUGAUCUUCAAGUUUCAUUCCAACCAAAUCAUCCUAUGAUUCUAUAAUUUUUUUGUGCAUCUGCUGUGUGAAAGAUAUUUGGGAGAAUAUUUGUCACAAACCAGCUUUGCAAGGAAAAUACAUCCCUCCUUUCCUUUCUCAGGCCUUCAGCAAGCGGUUUUCAAGGCUUUGCUCUGAAACACUGAGAUCCUUCAGCUAUUGCAGAAAACAGCUUUAAUUACUGUGAAUGUCUUUGUCAGGUGAUGCUGUAGUUCCCUUCUUAUAACAUGCCUUACCACAUCCCAACAGCUGAUGUAAUUUGGCCCAGCUCCAUGUUGUACUACACAGUUUUGUUGAUUUAUACUAGCUAGCAAAAUGCACCUGAUUUAUUCCCACAAACACUAUUAUUUCACAGCUUUACAGUAUUACACCUGGUGGAAACAGCCAAGCUAUCCUAAAGAGUAUUAUGCUGGUGGCCUUAUAGUAUUUACUCAUUUGAAAAAAAAAAAUAAAUCUAUGAUUUAGUAAAACAGUUAGUACUUAAUGCUGUUUUCAGAGCAGGGGUUUUAGACCUGUAUACAUCUGGCUGACUUUGUAUUUUUUUGACUAAUCCCCGCCAUCCUUACCCCUUCCAGUUUUAUAUCACUUAGGUUUCUCCGUAAGAUAGGCAAAUGCCAUUCAUUGUAAAAAACUCCCAUUUGAUUGUGUAUGUUAUUCUACAAAUAUAGAAAGUAUCUUAAUUUUACUAAAACAGGCGCAGUAUUUCACAUGCAGCUAGAAAAGACUUUGGUGAGGGGAAGGGGAGUGAUGGAAGAAGAAAACAAUCCAAAUACAAUUAGAAUUGUCUUUGUCAGGCAAGUGAUAAAAAUUUAAUCCUUGAGGGACCAGCCCUCUUCCUGCUAGAAAACAGAUCCCUGUAGAUAACCAUUAUCAUCCUCCAAGUGAGAUAGACUUGUGCUGGCCAGAUCUGGGCUACCUGUUUGGGGAAAGUGCUGGGAGGAGACUCUGGGGAAUAUGGGGAACAAGAGGAAAAUUCAGGCCUGGGAUCAAUUGUUGUUGGACUUCCACCCUGUGACAAAGUAUUUGCUUUUCCCUGCAUCAGACAGGGGAUUGUGAAACACCAUUGUUUUGUUCCCAAGAGCAAAUCUGAGCUAUAACAGGCAUGACUUUAUCCUCUGUAAGGGAGAUGUAGCAGAAAACAAAAUUUGGGAGAGGGGGAGAAAGAACAGGAAACUUAAAAUCUACCUAAGAUUAAUGAGUUUAGCAUGUACAACGUAUUUUUUUUUUUUUUUUUGUUUUACUCUAUGGACCAGUUUCAUUAGUCAGACAAAGUUUGAUUAAAUAUCUCAGCAGAGCUUUGGUUUAUUCAUCUAAAGAACAAAUUACUCUCUCUUCAUGGAAGCAGCAUUGUGUUUUCUAAUUGUGAGAGCGACAAUAAUAAUAAAAAUAAUAACAAUA
This is a messenger RNA of Taeniopygia guttata (zebra finch), 6291 nucleotides long. NCBI's taxonomy places the organism in Eukaryota, Metazoa, Chordata, Aves, Passeriformes, Estrildidae. The record is from RefSeq and is a predicted model, not a curated record.